Messenger RNA from Camellia sinensis, 920 nucleotides. RefSeq names its product putative germin-like protein 2-1. Gene Ontology annotation, molecular function: manganese ion binding. Lineage: Eukaryota; Viridiplantae; Streptophyta; Magnoliopsida; Ericales; Theaceae. The record is from RefSeq and is a predicted model, not a curated record.
CUUUUAAUAACUUCUUUCUAAGAAUUCUUAUUCUUUGUUCUUUUAUCUUCUAAAAUGGCUAACACUGGUCUACUGUUAGGACUCCUAUCUCUAUCCUUCUAUGCUGCCUUGGCUUCUGAUAAUAGUCCUCUUCAAGAUUUUUGUGUUGCUGAUCCAACCAGUCAAGUACUAGUGAAUGGUAUUGCAUGCAAGAACCCUAUCAUGGUUCAAGCCAAUGACUUCUUCUUUAGUGGACUUCAUAUGGCCGGCAACACAUCGAAUGCAGUUGGCUCUAAGGUGACCCCGGUUAGUGCAGCUCAGAUACCAGGGCUUAACACUCUUGGCGUAUCAAUGGUCCGUAUUGACUAUGCACCAAUGGGUAUCAACCCUCCCCACACCCACCCUCGCGCUACUGAGAUCUUGACAGUCCUAGAAGGUAGCCUUGAAGUUGGGUUUGUCACGUCAAACCCUGAUAACCGUCUAAUCUCAAAGGUGCUUCAGAAGGGUGAUGUAUUUGUUUUCCCAAUCAACCUCAUCCACUUCCAACGCAACGUGGGAAAUGGCAAUGCCGUUGCCAUUGCAGGUCUCAGCAGCCAAAACCCAGGUGUCAAUACAAUUGCGAAUGCGGUGUUUGGUUCCAAGCCUAAAAUAUCGAGUGAUAUUAUUGCUAAGGCUUUUCAACUGGACGAAAACAUCGUUGUCAGCAUUCAGUCAAAAUUCUAAACAGGCAACAGGGAUUACCAUAAAUGAUUGUUUGGAGUUAGCCUUUGGUUUAUAGUUUGAUUUUCAUUUCAUUAUCAUGUUUUCUCAUUAAAAAUAAUUGUUUCUCAAGUUUUUGUAGAAAGAGUGAUGGGGCAGUGGAUUGUAAUGGUUGUGCUUCAUUGUUUUGAUUGUCUAAUAGUAUGUGUGAUUUUUUCAAAAUGGAUUUCCCAUGGGCUUGG